CCCACGAGAAGAAAAUGACGAUAUCAUACGACGAGGAGUUCUCGUCGUUGAUGUUACGAUGGCGUGGAUCACUGUGGAAAGCUGUGCUCAAGGAUCUCAUUGCUUUUUACAUAGGAUACUAUAUUAUUCUUGCUAUCCAGUGGUACGUGCUGGACGAAAAGCAAAAAGAGUAUUUUACUGGAUGGAUCCACUGGUGUGAGAUCGGAUCGCAGUAUAUUCCAUUGUCAUUUCUUCUCGGUUUCUUCGUCUCAGUGAUUGUGGCGAGAUGGUGGGAACAAUUCAACUGGAUCUCAUGGCCGGAUAAGAUGAUGAUGAUGGUUUCCGCUUGCCUUCCUGGCAAAGAAAAUCUUGCCAUACGUCAAGCAAUCGCUAGAUGGUCUUCCCUGCAAGCAGCCGUGGCUUGGUCGGGAAUCUCAGUGCGAACACUGAAGAGAUUCCCCACAGAAAGACAUAUGGUGGAAGCGAAAUUGAUGACCGAGGAAGAAUAUGACAUGUAUAUGAACCUGGACGCUCCUCAUGGAAAAUGGUUUGUGCCAAUCAUGUGGAUUGUUAACCUUAUCAAAAAACAAUAUGCCCUCAAGAAAAUAGAUACUAUCCAAUUAGAUAUGCUUCUGAAGCAGGUUUAUAGCUGGCGAGAUGGAUUUGCAAUGCUCUUUGUUUACGAUUGGGUGAAAAUCCCUUUAGUGUACACACAAGUAGUAGCCAUCGCUACUUAUGGUUAUUUCUUUAUUUGCUUGAUCGGUCGGCAACCAAAGUUGGACCAGAAAUCGAUGGAAACUGAAAUCACUAUACUGUUCCCAAUCUUCACCACUUUUCAAAUGUUAUUUUAUCUGGGAUGGUUGAAAGUCGGGCAAUUUCUGAUGAACCCCUUUGGAGAAGACGAUGAUGACUUUGAACUGAACUACGUCCUGGAUCGCAACACUCACAUUGCACAUAUGAUGGCAACUGAUAUUGCCGACCAAUGCCCGGAUGUUGGUCCUCCCAUGGAAAAGCUGAUUCCUCAUACAAGAGCAUCAUUCAAAAUUCAGGAUGUCAUUCCAAAAUCUCACUUAGCUACGUUUAAAUUGACCGAAAAUGAGAUGAAAUUGGUACUGCCAGCAGACAUAGAGGAGAGCGAGAGGUUGCUGGAGCAAAGAAAAGGCCAAAGACAACGCCUUGGUGGACUAGUAAGGGCUAUAGAUGAGGCGAAAAAGAGCAUAAAGAAAAACGGAGACAUAGAAGAAGAAUGAUAGACUAAUAAAGAAGAGUAAACUGACUAAUAAGCAGCAUUUAUACGAUGA
Molecule: messenger RNA, 1280 nt
Organism: Cylicocyclus nassatus
Lineage: Eukaryota; Metazoa; Nematoda; Chromadorea; Rhabditida; Strongylidae
Source: the annotation of a GenBank genome assembly